AUGGUCCAUGUUGUGUUGUCUGAUCUUGGCAAAGGGCCAAAGGGCCACCUGCAGCCUCAUCUGAAGGACUGGCAGACAGUGCCCAAUGCGCUUACAGCCCUGCGUCUGGUCGCUGUGCCAGGGAUCCUCGGCACCUGGUAUUUGGAGCUCCACGGUGUGACCGCUGUGCUCUUCGGUGCCGCUGCCAUAACGGACUGGUUUGAUGGCUUCCUUGCCCGACGGUGGAAGCAGCAAACUUCCUUGGGAGCUCUUCUCGAUCCUCUGGCGGACAAGCUUCUGGUCUCCUCCACCUUGGUUUUGCUAGUGGAGCAUGCUGCGAGUCCCAUCGUAUCAGUGCCCGCAGCAGCAAUCUUGGCACGAGAGCUCGGGGUUUCAACACUCCGAGAGUGGACUCAAACCCAUCGCCCAGAGGCAAGGGCCUGGCAUUGA
Molecule: messenger RNA, 429 nt
Organism: Symbiodinium natans
Lineage: Eukaryota; Dinophyceae; Suessiales; Symbiodiniaceae
Source: the annotation of a GenBank genome assembly